AUGUUCAACCCGUCUCAGCGAUUUUUUUUGAACUCUUAUCAUGCGUGCGUUGGAAAUACAAUAUCACGUCGGCUGGCGCCUCUAGCUUGUAAAAGGCCACUGUUCCCGCAAUCUAAGAGUCUGAUUUACUCCCAGAUUCAGAAUAAAGGGUUUUCAACUUGUAGAACACUCUCAUUUCAGCAAAGUUUGAAGACAAGGGCCCUUGAGGCUUCACCUGCAUCACAGUCUAAAGUGCAGGCCAAGAAUGACAACUCCAAGACACCUACAAUAUCCGAAUUGAAGAUCUUGAAGGACUUGUUCAAAUAUAUUUGGCCCAGUGGAGAGAAAAAAGUCCGGAUUCGUGUUUUGAUUGCAUUGGGGCUUCUGGUAGGGUCCAAGCUGCUCAAUGUGCAGGUUCCUUUCUUCUUUAAAAACAUUGUUGAUUCCAUGAAUGUAGAAUGGACCGACGCUACAUCUGUCUUACCGGUCGCCAUUGGAACUCUGAUUUUUUCUUAUGGUGCUGCAAGAUUCGGAUCUGUUCUUUUUGGUGAGCUACGAAACGCGAUAUUUGCGUCUGUGGCUCAAAACGCGAUUACCAAGGUCUCUAUCCAGACCUUUCGACAUCUCAUGAAAUUGGACCUGGGUUGGCAUUUAAGUCGACAGACCGGUGGUCUUACAAGGGCGAUGGACAGAGGUACCAAAGGUAUAUCCUACGUUCUGAGCGCCAUGGUAUUUCAUAUCAUUCCAAUAACUGUCGAAAUUGGAGCUGUUUGCGGGAUUCUAACUUACCAAUUUGGAGCCUCUUUUGCAGCAAUGACAUUCACUACCAUGAUGUUGUAUGCAAUCUUCACGUUUAAAACCACUGCAUGGCGAACAGAAUUUAGAAAAUCGGCCAACAAAGCCGAUAACAAAGGAGCUUCAAUCGCUGUUGAUUCAUUGAUAAAUUUUGAAGCUGUCAAGUACUUCAACAAUGAGGAUUUUCUCGCAAAACGGUACAUGCAGUCUUUGACCAAUUACAAGGACUCCCAAAUUAAGGUUGCCCAGUCGCUCGCAUUUUUGAACGCGGGUCAAAAUUUCAUUUUCACAUCCGCCUUGACCGCUAUGAUGUACAUGGGUUGUACAGGUGUAGUUGACGGGUCUCUAUCAGUAGGAGAUCUAGUUUUAAUUAACCAAUUGGUCUUUCAGCUGUCUGUUCCUCUCAACUUUCUAGGCAGUGUCUACCGCGAGUUGAAACAAUCUCUCAUAGAUAUGGAAUCUCUGUUCCGCCUCCAAAGAAACAAAAUAAGCAUUAAAAAUGCAGAAAAACCAUUAAUGCUGCCGGAAAUGUUGCCUGCUGAGAUAAAGUUUGAAAACGUUUCGUUUGGUUACGAUCCGCAGAGACUGAUCUUGAAAAACACCAGCUUCACCAUACCUGCUGGGUCGAAGACCGCAAUUGUAGGACCUUCAGGCAGUGGUAAAUCGACAAUUUUGAGACUUGUUUUCAGAUUUUAUGACGUGCUCGAGGGGCGUGUGCUGGUAGAUGGGAAAAAUGUCAGGGACAUUGACAUAGAGUCCCUCAGACGCUCAAUUGGUGUUGUUCCGCAAGAUACGCCUUUGUUCAACGAGAGCAUCUGGCAAAAUGUCAAGUUUGGAAGAAUUACAGCCUCAGAUGAAGAGAUAGCCUUGGCAAUUGAAAAGGCUCAAUUACAAAAUCUGAUAAACAACCUUCCGAAUGGACGUGAUACCAUAGUUGGAGAACGAGGAAUGAUGAUUAGUGGAGGAGAGAAACAAAGACUCGCAAUCGCCAGAGUUCUUUUGAAAGAUGCCCCGCUGAUGUUUUUCGACGAGGCUACAAGCGCAUUAGACACACAUACAGAGCAGGCUCUGCUAAAGACGGUGAGACAGCACUUCAAAUCAGGUUCCAAGACCAGCGUCUAUAUUGCCCACCGUCUGCGAACGAUUGCUGACGCUGAUAAGAUUGUCGUUCUUGAACAGGGUCGUGUCAAAGAGGAAGGCAAGCACACCGAGCUUCUCGCCCAACCUAAUUCUCUUUACAGAGAGCUUUGGGACAUCCAAGAGGACCUUGAGCUGUUAGAGGAAGAGUCAAGAGAAAGAGAGCUCGCAGAGAAGGGGUCUGAGACCGAAGGACAAUGA
Molecule: messenger RNA, 2112 nt
Organism: Lachancea lanzarotensis
Lineage: Eukaryota; Fungi; Ascomycota; Saccharomycetes; Saccharomycetales; Saccharomycetaceae
Gene: ATM1
Product: LALA0S10e00474g1_1
Exons: 1
Coding region: 1-2112 (703 amino acids)
Biological process (GO): intracellular iron ion homeostasis; transmembrane transport
Cellular component (GO): mitochondrial inner membrane
Molecular function (GO): ATP hydrolysis activity; ATP binding; ABC-type transporter activity
Source: RefSeq, a predicted model, not a curated record